This is a messenger RNA of Papilio machaon (common yellow swallowtail), 1662 nucleotides long. Its product is annotated as zinc finger protein 585B. NCBI's taxonomy places the organism in Eukaryota, Metazoa, Arthropoda, Insecta, Lepidoptera, Papilionidae. The transcript has 2 exons. The record is from RefSeq and is a predicted model, not a curated record. Bases 1 to 1497 code for a protein of 498 amino acids.
AUGGAUCCCACUUUGGGGGUGAAGGCAACAGGAAGGUGCGUGGUAUCACGAAAAAAAAAAGUUAGUUUCAUUUACUCCAUACCGCAGCGAAACAAUGCAGAACUCAUACUAAAUCAUUCCAGCGCGUAUCCUUUCAAAACGAGAUACAGUCAAGUAUUAUGCUCACAUUGUCACAAAGAAUUUGAAAUUCUCUCUGAAUUAAAAGUACAUAUGGGAAAAUAUCAUUUCAAUGCUGAUCAUAAGAAUGUAUUAUACGGUCUGAGAGGUCACUUGAUGAAGAUAGAUAUCAGUCAUUUGGAAUGCAAGCUGUGUAGACAAACGUUCCUCGAUAUAAACGAUCUAAUGUGUCAUUUCUCACAAGAACACGAUUUACCAGUUAAUUUCAACGCCAGCUUUGGCGUUCUACCUUACAAAUAUGUCGAUGAUCAUUGGGUGUGCGUCAGCUGCGGUAAAACUUAUUCUAAUUUCAAUGACAUCAAACGUCACACAUCUACCCACUUCAUGAAUUACAAUUGCGAGAAAUGUGGAACUACCUUCAUAUCUUAUCAAGCGUUGAAAGAUCAUCAGAGACAGGUAAAAUGCUAUAGAACAGCUUACAAUCCUCGGAACGGACGAGUCUUGAGACCGAGGAGUAACGCAGAAAUAAUAUUGCAAUGUUCCUCAGCUUACCCCUUCAGGACUUGGAUGAGCAAUUUGAAUUGCAUCUUCUGUAGAGUCAAAACUCGUGACCCUGUCUUCUUUCGGAACCAUAUGGAGGCAGAGCACAACACAUACGAUGUGCAAACUGCCUUUUAUAAAAAAAUGCGUAAAGCUUUCCUCAAUGUCGACAUAACUGAUCUCAAAUGUAAAGUAUGUUCAAUAACUAUUGAUAAAUUCGAAGACCUAAUAGAUCAUUUAAAGAACGAUCAUAAUCAACCUAUCAAAUCUGAUGCUCAAUCCGGUUUACUCCCGUUUAGAUUGAACGACGGAUCUUCAUGGAAAUGCGCGAUAUGUAACAAUCAAUUCAUAAAUUUCGAUGCUUUAAGAAAGCAUACUCAGAGUCAUUUCCAUAACUAUGUUUGUGAUACUUGCGGUGAAGGAUUUAUAACGGAAUCGGCUUUAAUAGCCCACAAUAAAAUACCUCAUGAGAACAAGUAUUCUUGCUCCAGAUGUAAAGCUACAUUCACGAGUUUAAAUGAGAGAAGUGCUCAUGUAAAAACCAAGCAUACAUCCAAACCCUAUGUAUGUUUGUGCUGCGAUGAUAAGCCACGCUUCUCUUCGUGGGAGAUGAAAAAGAAGCAUCAAUUGAUAGUUCAUAAUUAUGGAAGUGAUGGUGACAGUUACGCGUGUACGUUAUGUGGGAAAUCAUUCAAAUCUCGGUCCGGGAAGUAUAACCACAUGUUAAGGGUACAUCGACGUAUUAAUUCAGAGUUGAAUUUCAUUUGCUCGAAUUGUUCAAGAUCAUUCACUAGUCAAUUGUUUCUGGACAAACAUAUGGCUAAAAAACAUACUAUCUAGCAGUCGAACUUGGAUAAGCGAGAGUUCAGUAAUGACGGACUAUAUCCAUAAGCGAAAAAAAAUAUUUCGGUUCCUUGGAAUCUCGCAUAUUCAAGUUCGACAGUUUCUAUUUGAAUGAACUGUAACCAUAAUUUAGACUACAUUUCAAUGGCUCCUGCGAGUAAG